Schizosaccharomyces osmophilus is the source of this 456-nucleotide messenger RNA. RefSeq names its product linear element protein Mug20 (gene mug20). Bases 1 to 456 code for a protein of 151 amino acids. The transcript is spliced from 3 exons. Lineage: Eukaryota; Fungi; Ascomycota; Schizosaccharomycetes; Schizosaccharomycetales; Schizosaccharomycetaceae. The record is from RefSeq and is a predicted model, not a curated record.
AUGUCUAAUUUAGUAAAUUAUUUACAAACGGAAUUAAGCAAUCGACACGCUACUUUCGUUUCACAAGCUGUUCUAUCUUUCAAUAAACAUCACGAUCGCGUCCUUCAAUCCUACAUUAUAGAAGGCCAAGCCAAGGAAACAAUUCUUCAGCACUACCAGAACAAUCAAUCCAAACUUCAGAGUAUUCAGAAGUUGUAUCAAGACGCGUCGAAAACGCUUUCCCUGCUACUUUCCGAGUACGAGCAGGUUUCUACCAAAAUACAAGAAAUUGAUACUGAAGAAGAGAAACUUUCACAAGAAAAUUGCACCGUCCUUGAUCUUCAAGAACGCGUAGAUUGCUUUCAAGUUUCGGUAAGAAACCAUUGUAAAGCAUCUCAAGAGAAGCUCAAGCGUGCUAUGGAAAAACUCAAAUCCUCUGAAAAUUCCGCUCAGAAAGCCUUGCUCGAAAACCUCUAA